GUCAGACUCAGACGGUGUUGUGUGGUGCUUGCCGGUGAACAAGUAUUGCGUACUGCAGGAGAUUCAGUGUAUUUAGUAGCCUGUAUUCCGUAGCCAAUGUUUCGGGGAAAAUGCACGUUAGAUAACCUUUAACGGAGCCAAAUUCCUGACCAAGAAUAAGAAUAGGCUAGGUUCUCUGUUCCUAAGCCUAUUAAAAAAAAAAAAAAGUUCACAUCAGAGUGGCGAUGUGGCUUCUUGUGGUUAGAUGGUGGAUUUGCAGUGUGUGCGAUACUGACAUUGAAUCAGGACUGUGAUCAGGGCGGUCCUUUCUGCUCAGAAGAAGAAUUAUUCACUCGGAGCAACAAAUUAAUUACUGAGAGAUUCAUUUCAUUGCGUGAUGGGGAAUGGGCUCUGCACCGAGAAAGCAGGUUCUCCCAGUAGAGGAGCAGUCUCUUAGCACCGAUUCAUCCUCAUCUUCCUCAUCACCACCUUCACUGUUUAAUAACUCUGCUGUGCCGCUGAUCAUCAUCACAGCUCCGUCUCGAGAAAACCUCUUAGAGACGCCCGUGUGUCUGAAGAUAGCGGACGCUAAUAACGAGCCGCGGCCCGUGGGAGGUCCCGUGUAUGUUGGUCGAGGUCGUUUUGUCACGGGCACAGCCUGAUUUACACCGGUUUGCUGCUCUUUACACGCAACGUACAGUCAUGCAACAUUAAAUUGCUAUAUGUGUUACAGUAAUCAUUGACCCAGGCGAAUGUGGAGUGAUCGGAGAUGGAAAACACAUCAGAGACAGAUCUAGAGCCGUUAAAGCUGAAAUCUUUAAAAACCGACAAGACGUUUGUAAUACCGCACAGAGAACGGUUGGGGAAAUGCAGGAGUGUGAAGGAGUUUGAGAAGAUGAACCGGAUUGGAGAGGGAACUUAUGGCAUCGUGUACCGAGCACGUGAUACAAGGACAAAUGAAAUUGUUGCCCUGAAGAAAGUGCGAAUGGAUAAAGAGAAAGAUGGGAUUCCCAUCAGCAGUUUGAGGGAAAUUAACUUGCUUCUCAGAUUGAGCCCCAGACCAUCACACGUUCAGUGUGCCAUUGAUAUCACAAAAGCAUCUGUAGGAGCUCUUGUAGUCUUGACCAGCGGUGUGCUGCGUGUUCUUCACGAACAGAUGUUCAUGUUCUCCUGUUGCAGGGCCGUCGGCUGCAUCUUUGCUGAGCUUCUUGCCCAUAAACCUCUUCUGCCUGGAGCCUCAGAGAUCCAGCAGGUGGAUUUGAUCGUACAGCUGUUAGGAACACCUAAUGAGAGCAUCUGGCCGGGCUUCUCGCGCCUGCCGUUGGUUGGGCAGUACAGUCUGAGGAAGCAGCCCUACAACAACCUAAAGAACAAGUUCACCUGGUUAUCAGAAGCUGGUUUGAGACUGCUUAACCUGCUGUUCAUGUACAACCCACAGCGCCGAGCUACAGCUAAAGAUUGUUUAGAAAGUUCCUACUUCAAGGAAAAGCCCUUGCCGUGUGAACCAGAUCUGAUGCCCACGUUUCCUCAUCACAGAAACAAACGAGGAGGCUCUGUGAUGGAAAACCAGUCCAAAAGAAGCAAAGUCUGACGUUCUGCUGCCUGAUGAGUGACGCUCGUCACCGAUGGCAUCACAGACGUGUUCUACUUUCCAAAUGGAAAUUUCUGUUAUUUCUUCUGAAAGAUAUUGUGCAAAUUACAUUAAGGUUCAGACUUACAGACAUGAGAUACAUUGUAAAUAAUACAAAUAUAUCCUACUUAGGUGAGUUGUACUUGAAUGAUGCUGCUGUUUUUGUACAAAGAUUAAAAAAAGCUUUCUGUUCUGAAUGCAUUGGCACGUGAUUCAU
Messenger RNA from Sinocyclocheilus grahami, 1826 nucleotides. RefSeq names its product cyclin-dependent kinase 10-like. Gene Ontology annotation, biological process: regulation of mitotic cell cycle; protein phosphorylation. The transcript has 10 exons. NCBI's taxonomy places the organism in Eukaryota, Metazoa, Chordata, Actinopteri, Cypriniformes, Cyprinidae. Gene Ontology annotation, cellular component: nucleus. Gene Ontology annotation, molecular function: protein serine/threonine kinase activity; ATP binding. The record is from RefSeq and is a predicted model, not a curated record. Bases 749 to 1570 code for a protein of 273 amino acids.